Messenger RNA from Amoebophrya sp. A25, 2095 nucleotides. Lineage: Eukaryota; Dinophyceae; Syndiniales; Amoebophryaceae. The record is from the annotation of a GenBank genome assembly.
CGCGUAGUGGACGAGCGGAAGCGCUGAUCGAUCUCGAUGCAGAGACCGACGAUGCCGAAGGCUUGCUUGAAGAGGAUCCAAGAGCUCUUGUUACAGGCGAUUCCGAUUCUUCUGAGGCAUCCUCAUCAACGCUUGAAGAGGGCGAGCAUGUUGAUGCCCGGUCGGGGGAACUCGCCGCUGAAGCUGAUCAAGAUCAGGAUGUUGCAUCAUCACUAGCACAGGUGGGCGACAGCCCUGAAGACGAGGCAUUCGCUACUCCCCUGGACGGCGCUCACAAAAGUGAACAAAGUGAUCGAUCGCCUCGUUCUCAAUCUGAUGAAGAAUCUCUCGGACACGAUCUCCGCAACGAAGACACAACCGACAACAGCGACAGUGACUCUUCAUUUCUUGCUGAAGACGUAGAUCUACCUCCACUUCAGGAGCAGCAACAUGAAGACGAACAGGAGACGCGGUUGACGCAGCACGAUGACGAUGGCCCUCCAUUUUCAUUUGCUGAGAACAACAACAACAACAAUAACAAGAUAGAUUUAGAUCGUUCCGGCGACGACAGCACACCCAUACACACGAAUCCCAGCGGUUUUGUCAAGGGCGGCGAACAAGAUGUUGUAGAAAUGGCAGCGCAGCACCAAAGUGCCGAAGGCCGUAAGUGGGACGAGUUCGAGGCCGCCGCGAGGGACAUCAUCGGACACUUGGACAACGAAGACUUUGACGAGGAUCGAGAGCGCGGUAAUGAUCUCGAGGAUGAUCCCCAUGCGUCUGUGCAGCAUGAUAAGACAUAUUCAGACACGAAGAACAAGAAAGGAGCUAGCUCACAUCUGCAGCUCGAAAGAACAAAUGGUCAUGCGUCUGACUCCAGUGAAUACCAUGAUCAUCAUGAGACUACGGACGAAGCAGAUGCACAGCGGCAGUUGUUGGAGAAGAAACGAAGAGUGGGUCGCAUUGAUAUGCUGAAAGAUCGACUGCAGAAAUUUGCUACGAAACUAACGCGAAAGCACGCUUCCGGACCGUCGCAAAUAAAUCAGGCAGAACCGUUCCGGUCUAAAGAGGAAGUUGCUGAUAGUGUACUUACUGACAUUCAAUUUUUACCGUACCUCCAGUACCACCCGGAGGCUGAUUUGAUGAAAUACAACAAUCACUAGUACGAUGAUGAUGCUCGUAAAAUCUCCAUCAUAUUCUUAUUCUCCCUCUGAUGAUUAUCCUCCAUUUCAAACACAAACUAAACACACGACAGUGGGACUCUAUUGUGCGGGAGAUUCACGAUUGGCAAGACACCGUACGAGAAAUGCAGACGAACGACGUCACGAUCUAUCGAGCCGGCAAAGCUGUGGUAGACGGCCUGAAGGAGGCGAAAAAAACGGUAGCUUCGAUGCUCCAAUUCCAGUCUGUGCCUCACGAUAUCGCUGUGUCUCUAGCUAAGGCGGGCGAGACGAAGCACCGCCAUAGAGGACACAAGCACCACAAGGGACAUCAAAAAGGGCAUCAUCGUAGUGACAAGGAGGGCAGUAAGCAAGAAGGGCAGAAGCGGCCUGAAGAUCAAGACGACCACGAAGGCGAGCAUCACGACCAUGGGCAUCAUGAUGAUGAACACGAUGCUGAGCAUGCUGUUGCCGAGAGCUCGACGCAGCACGAGGAAGUGCGGUAAGAAGGCAAGAAAGUAGAAGCACACGAUGAAAAUGACUGAUCAGCGCGUCAGAGAUGCGAUGAUGCGCGUGCGAACGCGGCGCUUGGCGACUGGUAGCCGCGAAAGCAUUGAGUGUAGCAAGACGCGUGCUUAAGGCGUCUUCAGGGCCUGCUUGCCCUUGUAAUGUUGAAUCGCUCCGCCACGGUGGCAAGGGCGACCAGAUGGAAUCGGGAUCUUGCAGUGGUACGCUUUCUAGCGUGAAGUCCUCAUAGGUGUGCGCUUGCGCCAAAAUAAAACAAUGAGAGCUCAUAUGUUCAGCGACAUCUGCUCACAUCAACAAAUUGACGAUGGAGACAUUGAGACGGGUCUCACUUUCGAAAAGACAUCUUCUAGCAUCGCGCAGUUGCGGACUCGAUCCUGAGUCGAGCCUGGAAUUAGUGUAGGUGGUAAUCCUAGUCGUGUGCAAGAAGCCUG